Cryptomeria japonica (Japanese cedar) is the source of this 5923-nucleotide messenger RNA. RefSeq lists its product as uncharacterized. The transcript has 10 exons. Gene Ontology annotation, biological process: defense response to fungus. NCBI's taxonomy places the organism in Eukaryota, Viridiplantae, Streptophyta, Pinopsida, Cupressales, Cupressaceae. The record is from RefSeq and is a predicted model, not a curated record. The coding region runs from base 88 to 5271 and encodes 1727 amino acids.
UGGACUUCAGUAGCUUCACAAACGCUAGUAUUCAGAUAUUAUAUUUCACUGUGAAUUAUUGAAGUCUUUAAGUUGUUUAUCCUAUUUAUGAGGACAACAGUGAUUUUGUAUAGCACUGCAAUAGAAGACCCAAGUCUUAGAAUGGCAAAACCCGGCAUAUCUCACAAUUUCUACGUAAAAACUUCUGAUCUUGUACGCACAAUUCAAGAAAACCAUGAAAACAAAGAUUUUCAUAUUAAUCUUCUGAUCCAGCGUAUGGAUGAAGUUUUUCAGUCUCCCUUGUCGCCGCCACAUACCAUUUGCAUGCUGCCAAGAAAGAUACCCAGUUCCUUUGUAGAGGACAGUUGCAAAGACAAUGUGAGAGUGAAGGGCAUCUUAAUUGUUGCAGCUAUUGUAGAACGCUUUGAUAUGAUCCUCCUCUUUAGAAAGGGUAGUUGGAAUCUUGUUAAGAAAAUGUAUGUAUUGGCUAAAUCCUUUUAUCAGCUCAAGGAUUACCCAAUUCUUAAUCAGAUGCCCGUAGAUGCAGAUCCGGUGUUGUCUACGAUUGUGGAUGCAUCAUUUGAAUGUUUUCUUCAGAAAGAAGAGAAGAAAUAUGAGCAGCUUGUAAUGAAUCCUACCAAGUAUAAGAAAAGUGUUGUAAGGCAUCGCAAACUGGUGAAGGAAGCAUACAACGAUUUGGGUACACAAAUGCUUGUAUACAUUUUACGUUUCCAACAACAAUUGCUUUCUGAUACCGCCAGAAAAAGUCUUCAGCAAGUAGAAGUUAAAGAAGAAAAAACAGAGAAAGAGAUUAUUGAAAAAAUAAUGGAAGAAGAACAAGAACGAGAGAUAAAGGUUAAAAAAAUAAUUAAACAGUUGAAAUUGGAUGAAAGCAAAGGGAAUAAGGUGGCUGUGAUCAUACAAGGUGAUAGUGGAGAGAGCAAGACAGAUUUGGCAGCAGACAUCUAUGGUCGUUUGGAAGUGGAGCUCGAUUUUGAAGGUUGGAAGUUGUGCAAGAAAAUUUUCAACAAGGAUAUGGAAUUUAACCCAAAUGUAUCUGAGUUGCAUUCUGAGAUUGUAAAUCUCUUUUCAGUGGGAAGAAAGAAGGGAAAAAAUGGGGAAAGAAUCCAGAUUACAAAAAAUGAAUCUGCCUUCCUAUGGAUUGACAAUAUUCUCCGAGCAGGGGAUGUCAGAAAGAUGUUCGAUAUGGAUUUCAGAAGUAGAAACACAGUCAGGUUGCUUGUGACAUCUCCCAACAAGAGUGUGGAGUCAACACUUAAGGAGAGUGGGUUUACAUGUAAAAAGCAUGAAAUAGAAGGUGCUCGAGACACUCAGAUUAUCUCAGAGCGUAGCUAUGCUCCAUUGCUUCAGGAGAUGGUCAGUGAAUACCUCAACAGACGCAAACAGGCAAAUAAGGACACCAGAAAGAAAGUUUCUGGAUGGGUUGACGAAGAAAAUCUUGUCAAGACGGGUUUCAAAUUUGCCCUUGAAAAUGCAUUUCUGAAUCUUUCAGCCCCGGCUCAAGAUGCAUUUCUUGAUAUUUGUGCUUUCUUUGUGGGAUGGGAUUGGGAUGAAAUUCCCUUCAUCGUUGGAAAGACAGAGGUUGAAACACUACACGAAAAUGCAUGGGUGACAAAGAGUCAUAACAAUAAGAUAGCCGUUCCGGGCGUCCUCUGUGAAUGGGGUCUCUCACGAACAAAAGGAGUAAGAUUAACCAAACGAGAUGAGCUCAAAAAGGCUUUGGAUAGCAACCAGAAGAUCAAAGGGAUUUUUUUACCCAAUGAUAAAGAGGAACUUCAGCUACCGGUUGAUAAGCUAUAUCUUAUGGAGACUCUCAGAGUUCUUUCAUCGAAAAGCUCCAUAUCUGUUGUUGAUAAGGAUAAGCACAAUAAGUCAUUUCAGAGAUUGAGAUUUUUACACGUGGGUAGAUCUUCAAAGAAUCUUCCCUUCCAGUUAGACCAGCUUCGGAACUUGAAUUAUUUCAGCUCUGAUCAAGAUGUGGAUUUUAAUCCCUCGCAGUUGCCUCCAAAAUUGAAAGUUGUAAAACUGUGUGGAGAUGCACUCUUCAGAUCCAACGAGGAAAAGGAAUGGAAAAUAGAUAACCUGAGAGUGCUAAAGCUCAAGAAUUUUCAAAAAUUAGGUGUACCUGACCCCAAGAUAUUCAGAACUUGUGAAGGACUAAAAGAGUUGUGCAUGAGUACAUGCAGUAUAGUGGAACUCCCUGAAAGUUUGACUCAGUUGUAUGCUCUCCGAAAGUUGGACCUGCACGACUGUAAGUACCUCCGAAAAUUGCCCAAAUCAUUUGGUACCAUUAUAAAUUUGGUGAAGCUGGAUUUAGGUUAUUGUUCAUCAUUGAGACAUCUUCCAGAAUCAUUUGGGCAGCUGGAAUCUUUAGAAGAAUUGGUAUUGAGUUAUUGUUCAGCAUUAAAACAACUCCCUGAAAGCUUUGUGUGUUUGGGUAAACUGAAGAAAGUCACAUUCUCACAUUGUCAAAAUAUGCAGAAGCUUCCUGACAAGUUUGAACUGUUGAGUUCUCUUGAAGAUGUUGACCUCUCAUAUUGCAAGAAUUUGAAACUGCUUGUUGCGAAUUUUGAGAUGCUUUCCUUGUUGCAGCUACUCAACUUAAGAGGCUGCAGCAAGCUACAGAAACUUCCAGAUAACUUUCCUCAAACCCUGUCGAAGCCAAAAUUGGUCGCCAUUAGAUUGUCAGGAUGCUCAAGCUUGACAGAACUGCCGGAUGAAUUUUGCCAGGGUAACAUGAUUGAAGAUCUAUCACUAGCUCAUUGCACCAUUUUACCUCGGCUUCCCUCUCAAAUUAAUCAAUUGAAGUGGCUUAGAAAAUUGAAUUUGUCAGGUUGUGAAAAAUUGCGUGAGCUUCCAAAGAGCUUUAAUCAGCUGACAUGUCUUGAAGUAUUAAAUCUAAGAUCCUGCCACAAAUUGAGAAAUUUGUGUAAUCGAUUCAGUCGCCUUAAGGCGUUAAGAGAUCUAAACCUUUCUGACUGUCCUGUUCUGGAGGGCAAGUGGAUGAAGACAUUGGAAAGAAAUAUGAGCUUGAGAAUUGUAGACAUUAAAGGAAGUCCACAGCUGCAAGAUCAAUGGGCAAGAUGGAGAAUUAAGCUUUGCCGUUUUUCUGUGCUAACAGGAAAGGAGAGAAUGCCCGCCAACUCAAUAGAGAAGAUUUUGAACAGGACAACAGAAAAACUUUUCAGAGGCAAAGCGGUUCUGAUUAACAAGAAAGGGAAGCCGUUCUCCUCAAGAGAAAUCUCAGAAGGCAGUACCCUUGCACUGAUUUUUGAUCAUAACAUUUCACGAUGGGAUCGAGAAAUGCUGGAAAACAAUGUUGAUGAGCUCCUAACAAAUUUGACAGCCAUGAAAGUCAUUUAUGUUGGGAAAUCUUUCAGUGCAAUCCCAACAAAACUAGUAGACCAAGUUAUUGCCUAUACACCUGACCAUUCUGAAGCCCUCUCUUUAUUUGAUAAACCCUUAGCAGAAACUGCAGGCCCUGAGUUUUGGGACCUCAGAACUUAUAUAAUUAAGACAGUGGUUGAUCAUAAGGACGCAGCAGGCUGUAUGUUCUUGAAAGGAUGGGAGAGUAUAUCAGGUAUGUUACUGGGGGAAAGUUUCAACAUUCAAGACUACCACGAACUUGAAAAAAUGAUUGCACUAGCCACUCCAGAAAAUGAAAAAGCCACUCCAGAAAAUGAAAAAGAAAAUGAAAAAGCCACUCCAGAAAAAGAGAAAGAAAAAGAAAAUAACAAUAAAAAAUUGCUGCAGCUGUUGUUUAGGGAGAAAGAGACAGAGUUCAUGUCCAGAAUGACUAAUCCGCCACAGGAGAAGACGAUCGAGAAGAUGGUCUUCCUACUUAUUUCAACACUGGAGAUAUCUAAACCCCAAAUCUCAUACUUAGAUAAAAUGUUCAAAGAGAUGCAAGACACUUUUACAAAGCAUGGCUUUGAAGUUGAAUGGAUCUGGGUUCCAGUCACAAUUUCUGUUAAGGAUCUGUUAGAACAAACUUAUGAGAAUCUAAAACAAGCCAUGCAAUGGGUAGGGACUACAGAGCCAUAUUUGAUGGAUCAGUCAACUACUAUCUCAGUUUUUUUCAGGGAAAGAAUGGGGUUCUGUGAAACACCUAUGCUUUUGUGCUUGGCUCCUUUGCGUCUUUUCUCUGCCACAGAUGUGAUGCUCAAGGUAGCCACAUUGGGGCCAGAAGCAUGGAUAUUUCUCAAUGAUGUCCAAUCCUCCGGGGAAGCCUACUGUUCAAAUAAACUGAGCGAAAUACAGAGUUCAUCCCACCUGUACUUUCUCUUUACAAAUUUCAUGGAGGUCAGUGAGAAAGAUCUGAGCAGUUUUAACAUGAUCUGGCUAUAUGGCGGAGAUCCGGAGAAGAUUUCAGAAUUCAAGUGCAAGUUAAGCCAUGUAACAGAACAAAUGGGCAAAGAUCACUACCGAAUCGCGAUAAUCCAUGUGGGCAGGAGGAGCUUUCUGUCCCAUAUUAACAAUGAAGAAGAAGAAGAACCACCAGUGCAUCAACAGAAGUUAGAGAACAUUAAUGACAUUGCCUGGUUGAGCCUGACCAUUAGGAAUGUGAAAAGAUUCUGGCACUACAUACAUUAUCUGUUAUAUCUGAUAGCAUCUAAAACGGAAGAGAAGGACAAAAAACUAGGGAUUCUUCAGAGACAAAAAUUAGAGGAAGAGAAGGAUGAGAUAGAGUCUAAAAAGGAAGAGAAGGAGAAUGAGAUAGCAAUUAAAAAGGAAGAGAAGGACGAGAUAGCAACUAAAAAGCAAGAGAAGGAUGAAAAACCAGGGAGCCUUCAGAGACUAAUGCUAGCUCUUCUGUCUCUUGAUUGCCUAUCCAGAAGAAAUGGUACCGUUUGGAUGAUGGCAAUUGAUGGAGCUCAUAAUGAAAACUUCACAGGGAAAGGAAAAGAUCUAGUGGACACGUUAGACAGUAAUAUCGACAAACAUAUAAAUUCAAGGAUAAAACUAAGAAAUGGGGCAGGGGAAGUGUAUUCAAGUAAAACUGAAGGGGAACCUUUGAUAAAGUUGAUCCAGAGUAAGCAUGAAGUGGAAGAUAAGCAAAUAUUUGAAGAUGCACCCUGGUUGAGGGCACAUCCAUCAUCACACCUUGUGGAACAAAUCUCAGCCAACAUGCAUUGCACCAUGUGCUGUGUUGAAGACCCUGCCUAUCAUUGUGAUAUGUGUGGAUGUUUCAGUAUAUGCCAAAAAUGUUAUAUAUCGGAAUUCAUAGUAAGGAGCAAAGAGGAUAGGGGAGAGCAAAUAAAAUUGAGGUAGCCCAGUAUAGCAGUCAGCCAUCAUCCCAUAUUAGUUUUCUGUAAUACUCACGAACUCCUCCACUUCCAAACUGUUUCAUUUGCAAACUCCUCCCCUUCUACCUUCCCAUCUGUUGACCAAAGUCAUGCCUUGGAUGAACUACUGAUCUUUUUCACACAUUUCUCAUAAACGUGGAGAAACUUGAAAUUUUUUAGCUGUUAAAUGCAGUAUCAUCUGCUCUUUUCCAAACUCUGUCCCAAGAAAACCAACCUCUAGUUCUGGGAUAAGUGGGUCUGGCACAUGUUUUAAUCAACUGAUGCAAGUCUGGUGAAAGUCAGAGAAGGUGUUUCUGUUGGUGAUCACGGCAUUAUUUUGUCCAUGGGAGAACACCAUUUGUUCUGUGGUCGUUCAAAUGAUGCACAAAUUACCUACCCUACGUCUCCUUUCAUUGUGUUCAACUGUUAAACUGUUAAAUUGGUUUAACAACUGUAAUAGUUUUCUAUUUUGAUAGUAGCUUUUGUAGUUCAGGAUGGUUUCUUCUUAAAUUCCUGGAAAACAUUUACCAUGGAUUGCAUAAGAAUUGCUCUGUCUGGAUCAAACUAUUUUUUUCCGGAAACACUUAAACACAGUUCUAUGUAUUAAUCGUAUAAAAACAAAUAAUUUUUUUAAAAAA